Anoplopoma fimbria (sablefish) is the source of this 1224-nucleotide messenger RNA. RefSeq names its product leucine rich repeat containing 23 (gene lrrc23). Gene Ontology annotation, molecular function: protein binding. Lineage: Eukaryota; Metazoa; Chordata; Actinopteri; Perciformes; Anoplopomatidae. Bases 74 to 1033 code for a protein of 319 amino acids. The transcript is spliced from 8 exons. The record is from RefSeq and is a predicted model, not a curated record.
UUGUCUGCCCGGCCAGACGUGAACUAGUGUCCUGCUACUUUUUGUGAAAAACACUUAAGUCAAAUUGACCAACAUGUCUGAAAUGGAUGAGGAUGCACCAUUGUCGGAGGUGGAGGGAGAGGAAGAAGCACCUCAACAAGGAGCCGAAGAUCUCGAGAAGGUACAGGUUUGCCAUUUGACCAAAGAAACCAUAAGUCGGGGGCUCUCGUUGCUGUGCCAAACAGGAAAUGGACUUGGACAUGCAUUUGUCAAACUCGACCUAAAAGACAACAAACUGAACGACAUUGCUGCGAUCAGCAAUUAUACUCACCUACGUUUUGUGGAUGUAUCCAACAACCACCUUAUUGAUCUUUCUCCUCUGGCAUCUCUCACCCAGCUGAUCUGGCUGAAGGUUGACAAUAAUGCUGUGAAAUGCUUCAAAGGGCAACCCUUCGCUCAGUUGACCUUCUUGAAGUGUCUGAGUAUGGCAAUGAACCGGCUAACAGAUCUGGACGGCCUGGUCGGGCCUGCAUUGGAGAGCCUCAAUCUUGCAGGUAACGGUAUUCAGAGAUUGAAUGGUCUCCAGAGUGGCUGUUUUGCCAACCUGGUAACUCUGGAGCUGAGGGGAAACAAAUUGGAAACCACUGAUGGCAUCAACCUUCCCAACCUGCGGCAAUUAUAUCUGGCCCAAAAUGGCAUCAAUCUUUUGGAGGGUUUAGAGAAAUUGGAGCGCCUCACCACCCUUCACCUCCGAGACAACCAGCUAGAUACUCUGGAUGGCCUCAGCCCCAACAUGAAGUGUCUCCAAUACCUCAAUGUCAGAGGAAAUGCAAUCGUCGAUGAGAAGGCCCUACAAAGCCUUGCGCUUGUGUCAAAAACUCUGCGAGCUUUAGUCCUCUCUGACAAUCCUCUGGUGGAAACAACGGACUACCGGCUGAGCGUACUGAUUCUCCUGCCACAGCUGGAGCGACUUGACAAAGACCCCGUCUCCCCGAGGAGAUGGCCGAGGCCUGGGAGAGAAUCAAAGGAACUUAAAGAAGAGGAAGUCAUUUGAGCCAUAGUAUUUGCAAUGAUGGCCAAAAUGAAGAAGUGUUUGACUUCCUUGAAAACACAGGCUUUAGUGUGUAAGUGGGUGACUUUGAUUGUGUUGUGUGAAAAGUAUAUGAAGCUAAAUCUUGAUCGGGUGAUCUGUCUGAUUCACUUUGUAUCUGUAAAAUGUGUAUAUAAGGGUUGCUUAUGUCAUGU